Messenger RNA from Daldinia loculata, 966 nucleotides. Its product is annotated as cytochrome c1. Gene Ontology annotation, molecular function: electron transfer activity; heme binding. Bases 1 to 966 code for a protein of 321 amino acids. Gene Ontology annotation, biological process: mitochondrial electron transport, ubiquinol to cytochrome c. The transcript is spliced from 4 exons. Lineage: Eukaryota; Fungi; Ascomycota; Sordariomycetes; Xylariales; Hypoxylaceae. The record is from RefSeq and is a predicted model, not a curated record.
AUGUUGGCAAGGUCUUGCCUGCGCUCUAUGCGCAUUUUCAACGGCGCCAGAAAUGGCGCGACCGCCUUCACUAAGCGGUCCAUCUCCACAUCUGGUGCCGGAGCCGAAUCCCCUCUGAAACUGAAUGUAACCGCCGCCGCUUCCACAGCUCUCGCUAUCGGAUCCGUGGCAUGGUACUACCAUCUCUAUGGAUCUACCGCGCACGCCAUGACGCCCGCCGAGGAAGGUCUGCACCCGACGGCAUACCCCUGGGUUCACCAGCAGUGGUUCAAGACUUUUGAUCACCAAGCACUUCGUCGAGGUUUCCAAGUCUACCAAGAAGUUUGCGCGGCAUGCCAUUCACUUAGCCGAGUUCCUUACCGAGCACUUGUUGGAACUGUCCUAACUGUAGAUGAGGCGAAGGAAUUGGCGGAACAGAACGAGUACGACACCGAGCCCAACGAUGAGGGUGAAAUCGAGAAGCGACCCGGAAAGCUUUCGGAUUACAUCCCGGCCCCGUACAAGAACGACGAGGCUGCUCGAGCUGCCAACAAUGGUGCCCUUCCUCCCGAUCUAAGCUUAAUUGUCAAGGGCCGACACGGUGGCUGUGACUACAUUUUCAGCUUACUGACUGGAUACCCCGACGAGCCGCCGGCGGGUGCUCAGGUCGGCGCCGGUCUCAACUUCAACCCUUACUUCCCGGGCACCGGUAUUGCUAUGGCCCGUGUCCUAUACGAUGGUCUUGUGGAGUAUGAGGAUGAGACCCCUGCGUCUACCUCGCAGAUGGCCAAGGAUGUGACCGAGUUUUUGAACUGGGCGGCGGAACCUGAGAUGGAUGACCGAAAACGAAUGGGCAUGAAGGUGUUGACUGUUACCGCAGUCCUAUUCGCUCUAAGUGUCUGGGUUAAGCGAUACAAGUGGGCGACGCUCAAGUCGAGGAAGAUCGCCUACGACCCACCAAAGGCAACCGACAAGGUCCGCUCGUAA